Messenger RNA from Geodia barretti, 3478 nucleotides. The record is from the annotation of a GenBank genome assembly. NCBI's taxonomy places the organism in Eukaryota, Metazoa, Porifera, Demospongiae, Tetractinellida, Geodiidae.
UAUCUUAUACAGGUGGGUAUUGAUGACUUUGCCCAAGUCCAAGAGUCUCUGUGGGAGGCCAGAUCAAAAUGGCACAACCUUGGGACCCGACUCAAACUGGGGGUCUUUGAUCUUGAUUGCAUCAUUCUGAGCCAGGGUUUGGUAUGGAUGACAGUUCAACCUCAUGAUCAAAGGACCAGGUUGAAGAGGAUGGAGCCAUGCACCUGGAGAGAUCUCUACGAUGCUCUUAAUCAUCCUACUGUUAAUAUGCCCAGUGUUGCUAACAAACUUGCAGUGAAGUUACCAAUUGGUAUGUGUAAGUAGGUAAUGUUCAUGUGUUGUUACUUAUUAAGUUAUUUCAUUCAUUACACAGUUGUGACAAAACCAGCAGAGCGAAGUGCAGACUAUAAUAGAUAAAGAAAUCACCGAGACGAGAGAAAAGAUCGAUCAGUUACAGAAAGAAUACAUCGAUAUCUCCGUUUGUGCUGCUGAAGAGUUUAGCAGUAGUGUUGCAGUAAAAAACCUACGCUACUCCCUCCUCUGCCUUCCGCUAAUCUCAAAAAAGAGCACAAAAGGUUCCUUCGGGAAGCAAAAGCUGAAUCAAAGAAGCUGAAUCAACCGAUGAAGUAAUGUAUAUUAUUGGGGGAGCACCAUCACUACCUCCACUACCCCUGUUGAAGUAUGUCAUAGAUCUCUAUGGAAGUGCUAAUCUGAAAGAAAAAAUAGCAGAUUAUGCAAAGCAGGUGGAAAUUUUAGAAAAGAAACAAGGCUCGAAGUGUUUUCACAAGUUUGCGCUGAUGAGCCAGAAGAUAUCAACGGAAGGUUCACCACGAUGGUUAGCAAGCACCAAAUGGACUGGAGAACCGCUACACUGGAAGAUGUUGAGAAGUUUCGCAUUCAAGUCUGCCGGGAGCUGUCCUUGUAUGACUUCUCCCUCAACCUCGUGAAAGUGGCUCGAGGGUGUGUGGAGGUGACAUGGCGGGUUCCUCGUUCUCUGGUGACCUACAUCCAGAACUCUGUCAAGCCCAGCAGUCAGAGCAUGAUGGAGCAUCACGUCACCACUCUCACCAUUGACGGAUUCAUCGUCUACGACUCCUCUUUCGCCAUGCAGUUGGAGUGGAAGGUGAUUCGACUAGGGCUUCAGGCUAUUGAUACCAAUUACAGCUACCUGUUGGAGGAGAUGUCACCAGAUGAAGUAGUUCCACACCUGGACAGUUACAUGUUUCAGAGAGACUCCGUAACAAGUCUCCUGAAGGGUGAGGCAGUCUCCCACCAACAAGAGGAAGAUGAAGUCAUGAUCUCUGGAGAGUCAAGUACCCAGCCCUCUCCUCCUCCUCCAGAUAGCCACCUCGUCACUGCUCAAUUGGAGGGUUCUACCCUCACAAGAGCACAGUACAACACCAUACACAGCCUCACCAGCUCCCUACUCUGUAUCCCCACUGGUGAUCUGGUGUAUGAUGGCCACACCCUCAAUCCUCUCACUCUUCACUGGCACUACUGUUAUUGGAGGGUAUUAGAAAAUUCUUGUGAAUGGAGAGAGAUUAUCAUUCUUCAUUUAAAUGAGAUCGGUCUUCUCAAUGCUGCAUAUGAUGGGGAUAUAAAGUCAUUGGAUUAUGCUCUGGGAGCUGGAGUGCCAGUUGAUUGUCGGAUUAGUAAUGGGAAGAGUUCACUGAUGUAUGCAUCUCUGAAUGGACAUGCGGAGGUGGUGGACAAGUUAUUACAACAUGGAGCCACAGUAGACCUACAAAAAGAGAAUGGGUGGAGUUCACUGAUGGUGGCAUCUGGAAAUGGACAUGUGGAGGUGGUGGACAAGUUAUUACAACAUGGAGCCACAGUAGACCUGCAAAAAGAGAAUGGGUGGAGUUCACUGAUGGCUGCAUCUCGGAAUGGACAUGUGGAGGUGGUGGACAAGUUAUUACAACAUGGAGCCACAGUAGACCUGCAAAAAGAGUUUGGACAGACUCCACUGCUGUUGGCUGUAAGAAAGAACAAUGUGGCAAUGGUCAAGGAAUUGAUAUGGGCAGGAGUUGAUGUUAACAAAUUGGAGCAGGAAGGACUUUCUGCUUUGAUGAUGUGUUGUGAUGAUGGAAAUUCAAAGAUGGCAAAACUGCUACUUGGUUAUCAGGCUAAUCCUGACCUCCAGCAAUCAGAAACUGGAUACACAGCUCUGAUGUUUGCCUGCAAGUGUGGUCAUCUAGACACAGUAAUGGUUCUCAUGGAACACGGAGCCGAUGCAAAGAUUAGGAAUGUGGAGGAGGGCAUCACAGCAUCUGAUGUGGCAUCAGCCAAUGAAUUUUGGGAUUUGUGUGCCGUAAUUGAACUAAUGGAGCCACAAGCUACAGCUGAUAUCAUAGAGCACCCUGACACCUCUCUGAUGAAAGAAACAGUGGAUGAAGUGGUCAAAAGUAAGUUUACCACGAUGGUUAGUAAGCACCAAAUGGACUGGAGAACCGCUACACUGGAAGAUGUUGAGAAGUUUCGCAUUCAAGUCUGCCGGGAGCUGUCCUUGUAUGACUUCUCCCUCAACCUCGUGAAAGUGGCUCGAGGGUGUGUGGAGGUGACAUGGCGGGUUCCUCGUUCUCUGGUGACCUACAUCCAGAACUCUGUCAAGCCCAGCAGUCAGAGCAUGAUGGAGCAUCACGUCACCACUCUCACCAUUGACGGAUUCAUCGUCUACGACUCCUCUUUCGCCAUGCAGUUGGAGUGGAAGGUGAUUCGACUAGGGCUUCAGGCUAUUGAUACCAAUUAUAGCUACCUGUUGGAGGAGAUGUCACCAGAUGAAGUAGUUCCACACCUGGUACAACGAAGGCUGCUGACACAGCCACAAGGAGAAGAAGUUUGGGCAAAGAGCAGUCAACUAGAGAAAGUACAUAUAAUAGUAGAGGCACUCCGAGAUGCUGAUAAUAUAGUUGUGGGGAUGUUCCCAACAUUCUGUAUGGCUUUGGCUAAUGCAGGACAGUUACAUGUUUCAGAGAGACUCCGUAACAGUGAGUUCCUAAAACACUAUACAUACAUCAGUCAAGGUCCUUCAUUCUCAGAGUUCCAGAGUCUCCUGAAGGGUGAGGCAGUCUCCCACCAACAAGAGGAAGAUGAAGUCAUGAUCUCUGGAGAGUCAAGUACCCAGCCCUCUCCUCCUCCUCCAGAUAGCCGCCUCUUCACUGCUCAAUUGGAGGGUUCUACCCUCACAAGAGCACAGUACAACACCAUACACAGCCUCACCAGCUCCCUACUCCGUAUCCCCACUGGUGAUCUGGUGUAUGAUGGCCACACCCUCAAUCCACUCACUCUUCACUGGCACUACUAUGCUUUUGUUGACGAGGGUAUUAGAAAAAUUCUUGUGAAUGGAGAGGAGAUUAUCAUUCUUCAUUUAAAUGAGAUCGGUCUUCUCAAUGCUGCUUGGGAUGGGGAUAAAGAGUCAUUGGAUUGUGCUCUGGGAGCUGGAGUGCCAGUUGAUUGUCAGAUUAUUGUAAGUCUGGUGUGUAAAUGUGAGUCAUUCUAA